AUGACCUUCGACGAGGUUUCCAUGGAACGCAGCAAGAGCUUCGUUAAGGCCUUGCAGGAGCUCAAGAACUUGAGACCACAACUCUACUCUGCUGCUGAUUACUGUGAGAAGUCUUAUCUACACAGCGAACAAAAGCAACUGGUGUUGGACAAUUUAAAGGACUAUACUGUAAAGGCUCUUGUUAACGCUGUUGAUCACCUUGGUACUGUUGCUUCUAAGCUUACUGAUCUCUUUGAUCAGCAAAGUUCUGAUGUAUCAACUAUGGAGUUGAGAGCUUCUUGUGUUAGCCAGCCUCAAAUCCCGGCCUUCACAGUACCACAACUUUCUGAAGCAAUGGCGGUUCUUCACGAAACAGCUAACAAUCUUAAGGUUCCUCUGGAAGUAAUAGCGCCUCUUGACCUUAAAAAGUUGGAUGGAAUUGCACUUGGCUUGUCUGGGGAUCUUCAGCUUGUAAAUGCAGCUAAAGUCUGUGUUCUUCUUGGUCAACAAUCUCUAGCGUACAUUUAA
Eruca vesicaria subsp. sativa (arugula) is the source of this 507-nucleotide messenger RNA. NCBI's taxonomy places the organism in Eukaryota, Viridiplantae, Streptophyta, Magnoliopsida, Brassicales, Brassicaceae. The record is from the annotation of a GenBank genome assembly.